AUGACGCCUGAGCGAUCACCGGUUCCACCCUCGCCCAAACGACGCCGUCACGAUCCUAGGACAACCGCCGCGGCCGCAGCCAGCAGCACAGAGAUCCCAUCGACUGCCAGCGCCGUCCCGUUACCAGACGAGAUCAUCUUCGACAUCCUCACCAGAGUGCCGGUGAGGUCGGCGUGCCGAUUCCGAUGCGUCUCCAGCGAGUGGUGCGCGCUCAUCUCCGGCCCGGACUUCGCCGCCGCGCACGGGUCCCGCGCUCACGCCGAGCCCCUCGUUUGGGUUUACUCCUUCCGAGGCAAGGGCACCGAACUGCGGCUGGUGGGCAUGAACGGCGGUGUUGUGCGUGUGAUCAGGGACGGAGGUGGAACCAGGAAGCUCAGCGGUGGCGUCCUCAUCUGCGUUGCUAAUGAUUUUUUCGGCACACGCGUGGUUGAGCCGGCCAUGGGAGACGUACUCGUGACCUGCCCGGGGCUCAACAUGCUGCCUGAACCGCUGGGCAUGGGUAGGGACAUUCGGAGGAUACCCAAGGUCGCCUUCGGCAUGGGACGCGCUGUCCCGUCCGGUGAGUACAAGUUAGUCCAUCUCACAGACAUAGACGACGUGAGAUGCGAGGUCCUCACCGUAAAAGGCGACAUCGGGUGGAAGCGUGCGCCGUCGCCCCCGGCCCAUGUCACGUGCUCCUCGACCUGUGUCGCUGUUGUGAAUGGCAUCCUGCACGUCUUCGGGUCACGCGAGGGAGACAGCUGGGAUGUACAUUGCUUUGACCUCGAGAGCGAGAGGUGGAAGACGACGAUCCAAGGCCCACGGAUAGAAGGUGGCUACAACUUGUCGACGGAUAUCCGUAUGGUUGAGCUCAAGGGUACCCUUUGUGUGGUUCAGUCGUCGUCGAAGACUCAGCUCACCGACGUAUGGCUUCUGACCGAUCCAAAUAAGGGCAUUUGGGACAAGGCGUAUGCAAUCCCUAUGGAUCCACACACCCAACACUACACCCCUCUAGGGAUGACACAUGACGGUGAAAGGCUGCUCUUUCAGUGCUCUUUUAAUCAUAAACCAGCACAAGCCGUGCGAAUCUACGAUCCUUGCACCAACGCAUGGACGGAUGUCACGGAGACAUCAAGUAAUUUUGCUUGCAAAAUUGGUCUUCGCAAUCUUCGUUUAGGUAGUUUUAUCUCGGCCAAGACCUAG
This is a messenger RNA of Aegilops tauschii subsp. strangulata, 1182 nucleotides long. RefSeq names its product F-box protein At1g47340-like. The record is from RefSeq and is a predicted model, not a curated record. Gene Ontology annotation, molecular function: protein binding. NCBI's taxonomy places the organism in Eukaryota, Viridiplantae, Streptophyta, Magnoliopsida, Poales, Poaceae.